Messenger RNA from Dalotia coriaria, 6319 nucleotides. RefSeq names its product integrator complex subunit 1 (gene IntS1). The transcript has 4 exons. Lineage: Eukaryota; Metazoa; Arthropoda; Insecta; Coleoptera; Staphylinidae. Bases 207 to 6185 code for a protein of 1992 amino acids. Gene Ontology annotation, cellular component: integrator complex. The record is from RefSeq and is a predicted model, not a curated record. Gene Ontology annotation, biological process: U2 snRNA 3'-end processing.
UACUCUAAUUUACACUGUUUUGAUUCUAGGUUAACUUAUGUUUACUCCAGGAUCAAAUCACCACUUAAUUUUGUUUUAAAACAAAAUCAAUAUACAAAACUAAUUCAAAACACGUUUUAUCGUAGUUCGUGUAGAAUAUGUAAUUUAUAAUACAUGACACAAGUUUAAUUCAAUUAAAAUAACGCUAAAGUAUCAGAAAACAAAUUAUGGAUCGAAACAAACCAGCCCUGGGGACUCGCGGCCCCAAAAGUAAAAUUACGCAGCAACCACCCGAUUUAUUUAUUGCUUUAGGGGCGAAAGCAGGAAGCAGCCGAGAUUCAGACCCCAAAAGAAAUGUUCCAAUACUUCCAAAAAGCACGCAGAUUUCUUCACCAAACAGCAAAGUUCCACCUCCUGAUAGAAAACGUGAAAACUCUUCAACAAGUCUUGGAAGUGGACCACCUUCAAAGAAACUAAAAGUUUUAAGCCGACCGCCAACAGGUGUGCCUGGACCUAGCAUGAGCACAAUUUUAUCAAAUGAUAGAAUAGCUUCACCUGGAGUAGAACCAUGGGAAGCUGCAGCAAUUGAAAUAGAAGCAGUGGAAUUGUUUGCUGCUGUUGUGGAUGCUCUGAAAGUGAGCAACAAUGAUAAGGCAGUAGGUUUAAUUCUCGGCGGAAUCCGCAAUCUUCGCUCAACGCAACGUUUCAAACCAUGCAAAGUUUCAUACAACGCCAUUUUGUUAAUCUGCCAGAUUCGGCCAUCUUUAUUCGCUCAUGAUUUGAUUGUUCAGGGAUUAAUGAGUUCGCUGAAACGCGACGUUUCUGGAGGAAUGAAAGCCAACAACAAAGGGAAUCAAUAUAAUCAAAUAAUAUUUAUUAAUAUUUUAUUAUACGCGUUUGCGGAUGUUGCAAACUGGCCGGAAACGUUUUUACGCAUGUAUGCAGAAGAUGCAGUCGGCGAUCGAAUUUGGAUCGACAAUAUUUAUUGCAAACCUUUCGUUGAUAAUAUAACAGCCGCUUUCAACACAAAACAACCUCCUAGGUCAAUGCUACAGCCUGAAUCAUGGGUGCUACCUUCCGGAAGAGACACAGGAAGUCCUUUAACGAUUACUUCGAACGAUGAUGAUGAAGCUACAGCGGAACAUCGUCAAAUGGUUGAAUCUUGGAAUAUUAAAGUCUUCAAUCGUUACACACACAUUCCGCAAGAAAUCGAACAUCUUAUUCUGGAAGUUAUUCAAGAACAAAUCACACGUCGUCAACAACCUGAAGCAAUCACUAAGAAUUUCGUACGUUUACUGUCAACCACUAGCGGAAUGGUUGAAAUCCGCAUAAUUGCAGUGGCACGUUUGGAAACAUGGGUACACAAUCAUAAACUAAUGAAACCCGCACAGGAACUUCUCGCAUACUUGUGUUACAAUUGUUCUGCGAGUACACAACGUGAUUUGGAGGUGGUCGUUCAACUGAGCAAGCUGCGUCUUAAAAACAAACCGAUGGUAAUAUUCUUCAACUAUUGCCUGAGAGAAAUGGUCAUAGCAUUUCCCGAAAAUCUUUAUCCGUUGCUAAAAUACACAAUUUUCAACGAGCUAUCAAAUGCAAGAAACAGCAAUAAUUUGUUUGUCGUUGCCGCCAUGUUCCAAGUUGAACCGGAAGCCAGUGCGGACGCAUUUGCAGACAUUUGCUUAGAGCUGCUCUUGAAUAAAGACGAUUAUCUACGCUCAUUACGCGCACUUUUCAAAGAAAUCAACCGCGUAUUAAAGCAUGACUUUAAUUUACCCACUGUGGUACAUUCUUUGCUCAGAGAACGCAAAGAUAUGGAGAAAAUCAUUCGUGAAUCCGAAGUUAAGGAUAGAUUAUUUGUUUCUUUGACGGAUUUGGUCGCAAUGUGUAUGUUACUGUGUGUUACACCACAAGUACGCGAUGCUGCUACACAAAGUAAGCGAGAUUUUACUGUUUUGCACGCGUUUCAAACACAAGUGAGCAAUAUUCAACGCGAAGCUGUCACAUGGUUGCAUGAUUGGGGAUUUAAGGUUUUCCGACCUUCCGCAAUGGAUUGUCAACACUCUUUGUUGAAAUUAGUGUUGUUAGAACAACCAGAGCAUUACUAUAAAGUUGAUUCAUGGCCGGGUGAAAACGAAAGGAUUUUAUUUCUACGACUUGCUAGUGAAGUUCCAUUAUUGCAAGCUACACUGCUGAGGAUUUUAUUGAUUGGAAUAUCUAAAGAGAAUCCUAUCAAUCCAAAUGAUGUGAUUGAAAUCGCUGAGCAGUUAAUACGAAGAGUCAGUAAUAUUGCGCCGUUAGAAAUGGACAAGAUUGAGAUUAUUGAUUUCUUCUUUAAUCUCUGUAGUUAUAACUACCCGGAGAAUAUAGCUCUGCCAGUAGGUUAUGUUCCGCCUAAAUUGGCGAUUUCUACACUUUAUUGGAAGGUCUGGAUGAUGUUAUUGAUACUUGCUGCGCAUAAUCCGGUUACUUUUGGGAGUUUAGCAUGGGAAAAGUAUCCCACGCUGAGAAUGUUUAUGGAAAUGUGUAUUACAAAUUUCUUCGCGUAUCCUCCACCAACAAUGAUAACCGGCGAUGGCUCCUAUGACUACAUCCUCAAGGAUCAACAGAUUCUUUCAAUCGAAAGGCAGACAAUCCUGGAAUUCGAGACGCAUCUUGCUGCCGGCAGUACCAAAGCAGAGAUUACUGAACAGAGCAGUCUUUUACUUCCACAAUUAAUGGAACUGAAUCCUUCGAGUCCUGCGCGUCAACCUCCGCCACACCUUCUUGAACAGUUAAACAAUCUGAACUCAACGCUUAAAUUAGGACAUCUUUUAUGUAAGUCACGACAACCUGAUUUUCUUCUUGAUAUUAUGACUCGACACGGCGGUACUGCGCAUAUGCCUUGGUUGGCUGAACUUGUACAUAGUUCAGGAUCCUUAGCGCAUCUACCAGUACAAUGUUUAUGUGAAUACCUGCUUUCGACUGGCCCAACUGAAAAAUUAACCAAACACACGCAACUUUUGGCGCAUUUGCGAAGAGUUGUAAAUGGCCCGGAUGCCAGUAUGGCUUGUGAAGUUUUAGAAUAUCUUCUAAGGAGACUCACUUCUUUGCAUGCAUCUAGUAGAGCUCCUGCAAUUCGAGGUUUGACUAUGAUACUAUCGCCUGGAGAAGAUAUCGAUCAGAAUUCAGCGAGUAUUGGCAAAACUGUUUGGUUGACACAGUAUAUUCUACAAUUUCCACAUCUGCCUAGUAUUCGCCAAACAUUGAUACCGUACCUGAGACAAGCGACUUUACUUGAGACCAACCCAACCCAUGUUGCAAACUAUAUUGGAUUUUUAGCUGAGCAUGGAUUAGAUGAUUCCCUGCCGGAAUUAUUCGAGAUGGUGUUUGAUCUUGCGACAUUAAUCAUCGAACGUAAUAGUAUAACGCACUAUAUUCUUCCAGGAGAGAAUAAUGAUACAGUAAAAGCGUUGAUUUCUGUAUUUUGGGUGUAUUUGCAAAAAGCGCGGGAAUCUUCCGAUUCUUUUUAUUUAUCUGAGAAUCAAGAUCAUGUGCUAGUCACAUGGGCGAAUGGAGAACAAUGCACUCUCCCGACUUUGACUAUUCACGCAUCAAUUAUUUUACUUACAUACGGACCGAUUGAAAAAUUCGAAGCAUUUGAUGGUAUGUUAGAUCUAUGGUUUCCUGUCAAUGAAGAACACCCAAAGGCGAGUCUGAUUGAUUUAUCCGAAGAAGUAAUAAUGGCACCCGAUUGGUUAAAAUUAAGAAUGAUUCGUUCGAAUGUCCCGAGACUACUUGAUGCUGCAGUGGAGAAACUCGAAGCACCACAGUUAGUUCUCUUUAUUCAAUCUUUUGGUAUACCUGUGGUUUCUAUCAGUAAGCUGUUGAAAGUGCUGGAUAGAGUCACAGUAACCAAUCCGAACCUGGUGAUUGAUUCUGUCCUUGAUAAAAACUAUAUGAUUCAAUUAGUUGAUGUUCAGAACAGACGUGGGGCGCUUGGAGGAAAAAUUUUCGUUAAAGCUUUGGAAAUGCAAACGCCACAAUUGUACGAAGAAGAUAUGCACGUUGAUUUUGAAUCGAGGAAAAUGGCUCCGAGUACUGUAACGAAAAAGUCUGAGAAACAUUCACCAAACGAACUUGUUACAGCUGUGAAAAAGAUAUUUUAUCCGAAAUAUGCGAGUGAUUCAAGUGAACAAAUCAAUUUUGUGUGCAAAAUUUUAACUACCGGAAAAGACAAAGAAGUUUCUGAAGUUAUUGAUGUCAUUCAGAAAAUGGCCGCUAAAGAUUUAGAGGAAGCUCUGAAUAACUGGGCAGUGCAGACAGUUCUGAAGUGUUUGAUGACAAAGAAAUACUUGAACGAACGCACUUGUAAGCUUGGAGAAUAUCUGUUAACAAUCUUGAAACAGAAUCAGAACUCAAAUCCAUUGAUCAAUGUAAUAAAGCAAUUUUUAUCAGAAUAUCAGGAAUCAUCUAAAAUGGAUGUUUCCACAUCGAUUGACGAUAUAUCUGGGAAGCUAUCUGAUACUUUGCUAGAUAACUCGAGGGCAUUGGCUAAACAGAUAAGCAAUAUGCUGAUUAACAAAGAAAAUGUUGAGAAAACUGGUUUACUUGUCGAUUGGUUGGCUACAGUUGAAUUGGAAAUGGCUAACGUGGAUUCCAACAAAGUACAAAUGGAAUUACUCUUCGCCAACCAACAAUUAUCGUUCAGGCCGCUUUUGACUUCAAUUGUACUGCAGCGAGCAAGUUGGAAAACGCUUAAUAACGUGAUUGACUAUCUACUUAUCCCUGAUAAUGUUUCUAAAAACUGUCCAUCGUCUGUAUUGGACUUUUUAACUGCUUUAACACAAUGCCCACGAUUAUGGCAAGGUCGGGAUAAGUCAGUGCCAAAACAUUUCAAAUCCGAAGAUGUGUUACAUUUGAAUAACAAGAGAAUUUUGACUGUAAUUGACUACAUUCUUGAAGAAUACCACUUGGAAAUGGAUGAUAUUGACAAAAUGGCGGAGAAAACAAUGGAACGCCGACUAUCAUUGAUUAUAAUAGCGAUGAAUAAUUCGGAUACAACUGAACAAGUUGUAAAGAAACUAGUGGGUUUGGAGCAUCAACAAAGCGCAAUGGAUUUGUUAUUGAUGUUGUACAUGAAUUUACCACGAGUUGUAAGUUAUUUAAGUAACAGACAAUUUGCAAGUUUCCGCUUUGCCAAAACCAGCCGCAGUGCAUUGGAUUUGAUCUCUCAUACGAUUCUAAGCGCUUUGACUGCUAAUACACGUGUGAGGGAUAAGGAAUGGACUGCAAAGAGUCACGAUUUGGAACUUUGUGCAAGAAAACUAGCGGCUACACAUCCGGAUUUAGUUUUAAGACAAUUACCAAUGCUGGCUGCUUGUCUGCGUGGGAGAGCGUUAUAUGACUGGAAUGUUUUACGAAGUCGCGGUCAUUUUCUUCUAUUCGGGCAGAUUAUUGGACUUAUGGAGUUGUUACAACCGUCGAUCUAUCAAGAAACAGAGACACUUUGUGCUCUACUGGAUUCUUUCAUUGAUUUAUUAAAAUAUCACGGGCAUAAUAAGGAGUUAAAUAAUAUUGUUCCAAGAAUUGUGACAUUCUUACAAAACUGGAUGAUGCAGGAUAUGCAAAGCUCGUUGAAAUAUCUACAGAAAUACGGUUAUGUUCUUUGUGAUCUUGAAAUGUCUCAUCCAUGCGUGCGUCCACUUCUAUCGAGUAUCUCGUUGCCGUUGACUCCGGAAGCAGGCGGCAGUGAAAUAUUGGUAGGCGCACCAACUCCACCCAUUAUUCAACCGCCGCCACCCAAUUGGCAGUCAUUAAUCGCAGGAAUACAAAGCACCGAUCCUCUGACAGCGCUUCAAGAGGUAGAACAUUUGACUGUCAAACGCCCGCAUCUGCUGGAGACAAUCGCGCAGAACCUCUACCACUGUAUCGGUUCUCGCAAUGGACAAGUUCGAGUGGUUUCCAUUAAACUGAUGUCGCGAUAUUUAAAAUACAACCCGAAGGCAAGCAGCGACGCAUUACCAUCAGUUUUAGCUUGUUUGGACAGCAGGGACGCCGAUGUGGUGGAUUCCAUUCUGGAACGUCUACCAGAACUCAUAAUCGUGAUGCAGGAAUAUGCCAAAGCUAUUCUUACAAGAGUUUAUCAAUUGGGCAUUCAAAGCAAUUUGAAUGCUUGCACAAAUGUUGGAAAAUGUAUAGCGAGUUUGUGUCUUCAGCAAGGAUGCUAAACAUUUGAUUUAUUUCGAUUUUAAGGUUUAUAAAAACCUACCAAACAAUAAUGUAUUAUCUUUGAUUGACCCUGGUAUUAUUUGCAAGAUUUAAAUACAGGUGCAAAAAUUGCACAAGCUCAUAACAAGAAAAA